AGCAGGGAAGCCCAGGCCGGGGAGGAGGGUGGAGGCCUCGGGACGUGGGGUGGGAGCGUGGCGGUGCCUGGGGGUGGGGGCUGGGGGACGGCGGGAGAGGCGGAGCCGGCCCCAGAGGCCCCUCCCCGCGGCGGCUCGGCGGCCCGGCCUGUUAUUCCCUUCGCCGCUCGCUCCGACCCGCGCGGCUCCAGUGGCUCGGGAGUCGGCCCCGCAGCUCCCCGCCCGGGCCUAGAGCCACCUCUGAGCCGAGGCCGGAGACGGAGCUGGAGCGGCUGUCGCAUCCCGGCCGGCCCUCCCCCCCUGUCCCUUCCUCUGGCUGGACAUCUGGACCCUGGGCCCCGCACCACCAGGAUUCCGGAAACCCUCCCCGCCCCACUCCACGGCCCAGCCCCGCACGGCCCUCCCCCCAGACUCCCCUGCCUCGACUUCCGUCUACUCCUGGACCCCCUGCUUCCCGUCCCUUCCCUCCGCCCCCUCCCCAAGCCUGGACCCCGGAGGGAGGGAGGGGGGUGUGCGCCCUGCGCCGUCCCCGCCCCGCCCCCCGUGAUUCCCCCUGCAUGGCUGGCCCGGGUGGAGGGUGUGGGGGGGCCCGGGCGCCAUGCGGGGGGGUCACAAAGGGGGUCGCUGUGCCUGUCCCCGUGUGAUUCGAAAAGUGCUGGCAAAAUGCGGCUGCUGCUUCGCUCGGGGGGGACGUGAAUCCUGUUCCAUCGCUGGCAGUGAGGGGAGCAUGUCAGCCUCUGCUGUCUCAGGCCUGGCUGCCCUGUCUGGCCCCAGCUCUGGCCUCAGCUCUCAUCCUUGUUCUCCGGUGCCCCCUGCACCGGUAACUGGCCUGAGGAGAUGGUUGGAACAUUCUAGACAUUGUCUCGGUGUGGAAACUGAGGCAAACAGUGGUCAAACAGGACAAUAUGAGAGCUGGAUGCUGGAGCCGACUCUAGCCACAGGAGAGGAGUUGCCAGAGCUAACCUUACUGACUACAUUGUUGGAGAGACCUGGAGACAAGGCGCAGCCACCUGAAGAGGAAACUUUGUCUCAGGCUCUUGAGAGUGAGGAAGAACAGAAGAAGGCGGCCCUGGAAAGAAGUAUGUUUGUCCUGAGCGAGCUAGUAGACACAGAAAGAAUGUAUGUGGAUGACCUGGGGCAGAUUGUCGAGGGUUACAUGGCUACCAUGGCUGCUCAGGGGGUCCCUGAGAGUCUUCGAGGUCGUGACAGGAUUGUGUUUGGGAACAUUCAGCAGAUCUAUGAGUGGCACCGAGACUAUUUCCUGCAGGAACUGCAGCAGUGUUUGAGCGAUCCUGAUUGGUUGGCUCAGCUGUUCAUCAAACAUGAGCGCCGGCUGCACAUGUAUGUGGUAUACUGUCAGAAUAAGCCGAGGUCAGAACAUGUGCUGUCAGAAUUUGGAGACACCUACUUUGAGGAGCUCAGACAGCAGCUGGGACACCGUCUGCAGCUCAAUGACCUCCUCAUUAAACCGGUGCAGCGAAUUAUGAAAUACCAGCUGCUGCUCAAGGAUUUUCUAAAAUAUUAUCGCAGAGCUGGGAUGGAUACUGAAGAGCUGGAGCAAGCUGUGGAGGUCAUGUGCUUUGUACCCAAGCGCUGCAAUGACAUGAUGUCCCUGGGAAGACUUCGGGGAUUUGAGGGAAAACUGACUGCUCAGGGGAAGCUCUUGGGCCAGGACACAUUCCUGGUUACAGAGUCUGAGGCUGGGGGUCUGCUUUCUUCCCGGGGUCGAGAGAGACGCGUCUUCCUGUUUGAGCAAAUCGUCAUCUUCAGUGAGGCCCUUGGAGGAGGAGGCCGAGGUGGCACACAGCCUGGCUAUGUAUACAAGAGCAGCAUCAAGGUGAGCUGCCUAGGACUGGAGGGAAGCCUCCAAGGCAAUCCUUGCCGCUUUGCACUGACCUCUAGGGGGCCAGAAGGUGGCAUUCAACGCUAUGUUCUGCAGGCUUCAGACCCUGCAGUCAGUCAGGCCUGGAUCAAGCAAGUUGCCCAGAUCCUGGAAAGCCAGCGUGAUUUUCUCAAUGCAUUGCAGUCACCCAUUGAAUACCAGAGACGAGAGAGCCAGACCAACAGCCUGGGGCGCCCCGGAGGGCCUGGGGUAGGGAGCCCAGGGAGAAUGGCGCCUGGAGACCUGGCCCAGGUCAGCAUGCACACACCCAUCAAUGGCUCUCUUCCUUCCCUGCUGCUUUUGCACAAAAGGGAGGUGCCUAGAGCACCCUUGCCCUUGGAUACACAGGCUUUCAGUGAUACCCUCCAGACUCCUCAUGGCUCUCCAGCCCUCCCAACUAUGAGCACUCCUCCCUGCCAGGCCAGGCUUGCCAAGCUGGACGAAGAUGAGCUGUGAGGGGUGAAAGCCUUGGGAGCAGUGUUGACUGAUUCCUCCAGGAAUUUGGGGAAAAUCCUGGCGAUGUGCCAGAGUCCCUUCCUCCUGGUGUGUGGAAGAUGGGAAAGACUGGGAGGAAGAUUAACAUGAACCUAGAAAGGACUCUUUUCUGCCCAAGGAACACAGGAUCCGGCAGCCCCACCCCAUGCAUGCACCAUGACCCCCUCAACUGGAGGAUGUGUAGGGGAUUGGAGGGAGGGGUAGGGCAGGGACCAGAUAGAAAUUAUCGGGUUUGGUUGUGAUUUUGUUUUCUGGUUUUCUGUGAAUAAAAGUUUUGCUAUAUCA
Meriones unguiculatus (Mongolian gerbil) is the source of this 2662-nucleotide messenger RNA. RefSeq names its product Rho guanine nucleotide exchange factor 25 (gene Arhgef25). The record is from RefSeq and is a predicted model, not a curated record. The transcript is spliced from 15 exons. Gene Ontology annotation, cellular component: plasma membrane; cytoplasm. The coding region runs from base 599 to 2338 and encodes 579 amino acids. NCBI's taxonomy places the organism in Eukaryota, Metazoa, Chordata, Mammalia, Rodentia, Muridae. Gene Ontology annotation, biological process: axon guidance. Gene Ontology annotation, molecular function: guanyl-nucleotide exchange factor activity.